AUGGCCAGCUUAACGCCCACGUUACGGCCAUUGGCCUGCUGGAAGUCUAUAUUACGGCAUACGCGACAGCAGAAAGCAGCGACGAGGUCAUUGACAACUUUCCGCAAGCCAAAGCCGUUCACAGGGCCUAUAGCAGACCAAGUCCCCACACCUCAUGUCAAUCGAAAAUUAAAGGUCCUCCCGCCUCCUCCAUCCGUUGCUGCUCUCUACAAAGAACCCAUCAAAGACCUCACAGAAGACCAAAUCCGCGUCCUCGACCCGACGGGCGCACGUACACGUCUCUUUUCUAAAACCAAUACCGAAGCCGCAAAAGUAGGCGACGUCCUCCUGGUGCGGUUGAAAAACGGCGAUCCCUUCGCAGGCGUAUGCAUCAACAUUCGGCGGCGCGGUAUCGACACCGGCAUUCUUUUAAGAAAUGAAUUGACGAGAGUCGGCGUGGAGAUGUGGUUUAAGAUCUACAGCCCCAACGUAGAGGGGGUAGAGGUGGUGCAGAGGAGGGCGAAGAGAGCGAGAAGAGCAAGACUCACAUAUAUGCGGAAGCCGAAGCAUGAUAUGGGCAGUGUACAGAGCAUUGUGGCGGCUUAUCAACGGACGAGGGUUGGUGCCAGGACAAGCAAUGCCAAUGAUGAGGGCAAGAAGGGAGGCAAGAGGAAGGUGAAGGGCAAGAAGUAGAUUGGCUGUAUUAUAUGGCAUAAUGGCGUUUGAAGAUGGAGAAUACUUGUACAUCAAUGUUAUAUUACAUACUGAGUCUCAGAAGCCAAGCGGCGUUUUUCAACUCCGGCAAUAGCAAAGUGACUAUUACACGG
Amorphotheca resinae ATCC 22711 is the source of this 806-nucleotide messenger RNA. RefSeq lists its product as hypothetical. Gene Ontology annotation, molecular function: structural constituent of ribosome. Gene Ontology annotation, biological process: translation. The record is from RefSeq and is a predicted model, not a curated record. Lineage: Eukaryota; Fungi; Ascomycota; Leotiomycetes; Helotiales; Amorphothecaceae. The coding region runs from base 1 to 672 and encodes 223 amino acids. The transcript has 2 exons. Gene Ontology annotation, cellular component: mitochondrial large ribosomal subunit; ribosome.